Molecule: messenger RNA, 704 nt
Organism: Gamsiella multidivaricata
Lineage: Eukaryota; Fungi; Mortierellomycota; Mortierellomycetes; Mortierellales; Mortierellaceae
Product: DNA-directed RNA polymerase I
Exons: 2
Coding region: 41-226 (61 amino acids)
Biological process (GO): DNA-templated transcription
Cellular component (GO): RNA polymerase I complex; RNA polymerase III complex; RNA polymerase II, core complex
Molecular function (GO): DNA-directed RNA polymerase activity; DNA binding; zinc ion binding
Source: RefSeq, a predicted model, not a curated record
CAUCCUUUUGUGCAUCGACUCCCUCAGAACGAACACAGCCAUGAAUUACAACUCUGCGCAAUCCUUGGCCCCGAAGCCCCCAGCUGCUGCGAUGACAUAUAUCUGCGCAGAGUGUGGAUCCGAAAACGAAAUUAAGCCGAAGGAGCCCAUCCGUUGCAAAGAGUGCGGUUACCGUAUUAUGUACAAGAAGCGCACCAAGCGAAUGGUCCAAUUCGAGGCUCGUUAAGGAUUUCUGAAAGAUUUCUAUCAACGUCGGUGCCAGCAUGGAUGACAGAGGGGACGAUGGAAAAAUAGAAAAGGGAGGCUGUCGGGCGAUCCCAGGACACGCAUACAACAAACAUCAAACUUCAAACACCAAAUACACAGCACGUACUUAACAGCAACAAACACGCAACAGCAGCACCCACAUUAUCUUUUUUAAAACAAUUUCCGUCUAACGAAGAGGAGACAUUGUCGUAAAGGAGGAAGGGAGGUUGGGAUACGCACGAGAAAUUGGGCGCAGAAGGAGAGCAGGAGGAGAGACAGGAUGUUGCUAGAAUUGAUUUGAUUUUUUUUCCUCAAAGACCAGCGUUUUCGAUCUUCAUGGUCCUGUUCGGCUCGUUUUCUUAACGCGAUUUCUUUUGAGUCUCUCGCCUUCUUCUUCUUCUUGACAGAUAAUGGACCUGUUCAGUGGAUGGCUGUAUAAUAAACUACUCUUUAUCACC